Sesamum indicum (sesame) is the source of this 1687-nucleotide messenger RNA. RefSeq names its product exopolygalacturonase. Lineage: Eukaryota; Viridiplantae; Streptophyta; Magnoliopsida; Lamiales; Pedaliaceae. The record is from RefSeq and is a predicted model, not a curated record. Gene Ontology annotation, molecular function: polygalacturonase activity. Gene Ontology annotation, biological process: carbohydrate metabolic process.
GAGAACCCGAAAAACCCAAAAGAGCUCUUGCUCUUCAGUUAAAAACAAGAUUAGGGUAGGAUUCAUAUAAUAAAUUUACUUAAAAAACAAAGGAAAAAAUGAAUUGCGUAGUGGGUAGCUCAUGUUCGAUGAUGGCUAGCAGAGGCAGUACAGUUUUGGUCCUCAUCUUGUGUUCAGCUCUGGUCUCUUGCCACGCAGCAGGCGGCCGAGCAGGCAGAGCUCUUUUCACGACGUUUAACGUCUUGAACUACGGUGCAAAACCUGGCAAGCAACAAGAAAGCACCCAGGCUUUCGUUAAGGCAUGGAGAGCAGCUUGCGAUUUCGAUCGGGAAGCCAGGAUCCUCAUUCCACCAGGGGUUUACAAGCUAGGAGAGACCAUAUUCCAAGGGCCAUGCAAAAGCCAAACUCCAAUAACUAUUCUACUUCAAGGAACCCUGCAAGCAGUUUCUGAUAUUUCUGCUUAUCCUGAUAAGGGAUGGAUUUCGUUUGAUGAGGUUAACGGUCUAAUAUUGACGGGUGGAGGCACGAUAGAUGGAAAAGGCCAGGACUUAUGGAAGUAUGACGACUGCAAGACCAAUCCUGAUUGCACGCACCUUGCGGCUAGCAUUUACAUGACGAAAGUGAAAAAUGCAAAGGUCAAGUCCAUCAAUCUGAUAAACAGCAUGGGAUUCCACAUGCACAUUACUAACAGCUAUCUGGUUAGGUUCCACCGUCUUAAGAUCACUUCUGAAGAUGGCCCAAACACUGAUGGCAUGCAUAUAAGCAAAUCCAACACAGUCAAAGUAUCGAGGAGCGUUUUCAGAACAGGGGAUGAUUGUAUCUCCAUUGGCCAGGGAUCAAACAACGUCACCAUCAACAAAAUAACCUGCGGCCCGGGACAUGGCAUUAGCGUUGGAAGUCUCGGAAAGGUAGCAAAUGAAUUGGAUGUGCAGGGGCUCAUAGUGCAGAACUGCACCUUAGUAGGUACAACAAAUGGCUUAAGAAUCAAGACGUUUCCAGCAUCAGGCCCAAGCAAAGCUUCAGGAAUGCUAUUCAAGGACAUCAUCAUGGAAAAUGUGAAGAACCCCAUCAUCAUAGACCAGAACUACGGGUCCAAAUCAACCAAGCCGUCUCGAGUGAAAAUCAGUGAUGUGAUUUACCAAAACAUCAGAGGGACUACAAUAUCACCAGUAGCCGUAAAUCUAAAGUGCAGCGCGCAGGAACCCUGCAAAAACAUACGAUUCCACAACAUUAAUCUGCGGCAUACAAGCAACGUGAGAGUCUCGUCCACAUGUACUAAUGCAGUAGUUCAACGUACCGGGCUACAAAGUCCACAGGCUUGCUGAUUUGUUGCUUCUACUGCUUGUACCUUGAUGAUCAUCAGGAGGAAAACAAGACUGAUAAACUUCAGACAAAAAAAGGACUGUUUUGUUGCAAUAUGAAGAUGAGAAAUUGGUCAUGCUUCUUUCUCCAGAUGCUCUGCAACUCAAACAAAGAAGACACAAAAUUCAGAACCAUCAUCUGAGAGAUGAAAGCAGUGUUAAUGACUAUAUAUGCCAUGCAACAACAGAUGGAAACUCUCUUCAAUGAUUUCUUGUCAUUGCUUACAGAUUCACAAACAAAUGUGACAGCUGAUUUCCUGACUUGUAUUUGGAUAUGUACUCAAUUGAUUUGUUUGUUAAUUUCAAGACAAUUAUUUACAAUCUGA